AUGUUUGUAUGGAGUUGAGAGAUUAAUGGGUAGUGAUUGAUAAGUAGUGAUUUAUGAUAAUUACUUGGACUUGGUGUGCGUCUGUGUAUCAGUGUGGGCAUGAGUGAUUAGCCACGAAGAGCAAGCAAGGUCUUUCUCUUAAAUAUACGAAUUGAAAGAGAAUUUUCUACACUUCACAUUUGACAUCCCUUCAUCUAUCACUCCCUCCGUGUUGUCCUCAUUAUCAUCGCUCAUGUAUUUAUGCACGUAUUCCGGUUUCUAGGUCUCUAGACAGAUGGUACAGCAAAAUCUGCCCCGCCAUCAAGAGAGGCCGAAUGAAUACUUGAAACUACUAGGUAGGGUGCUGGGAUGUGAGUGAGUGAGUGAGCGUCUCGUCUACUCGUAGGUAGGAGGUAUACUUACAAUACUCCCUCGUUGUUUUCAAACCUGGUAACCUCAAGCUGUUACUUUCCUAGCGCGGAAGAGAAGAUCAUCUCCCCGUGAAAUCCUCGUUGAAGUCGCUAGAUGGGAGGAUGUUCAUGGGGUGGCGUGGUUUCCUUAUGUGCAGCGUAGAGGGUUCUGGAGAUUCUUGGUGGAUGGGUAGAGCGAGGUGAUGGGUGGGUGUGUUCUUCAUGAUGCUUAUGUCUUGUGUUGUUUUGAUUUGAGAUUGAGAUGGAGAUUGAGAUUGCAAUAAGAUAUGAAUUUGUGUUCUGGAUGAAUGGAUGGGGAUAGCUAAUCUUCUUAGCAGGGUUGGUUUCGUUGCGGCUCAGCGGGUUGGGGGCGAUUGGGGGGCGAUUGGAGUUGUGGGUUGUGUUAGGGGAGGAGAGGCGUGGGUUGAUGGUAUAGUGUGGUGUGGUGUGGUGUGGUAUUGUAUUGUUUGUUAUUGUUUGUUUGUUUAUGAAUAUAUUCAUUCUUUUUAUUGAUUUAAUAAAUUGUAAGAACAACUGGGUAGAGAUUGGAGUUGCGAGUUGUGUUAGGGAAGGAGAGGCGUAAAUUGAUGGUGUGGUGUGGUACUGAGCGUUUGUUUGUGUAUGGUCAUGCUUUUUCUUGAUUCGACGAGUCGCACGUACAUAUAUCAUUUCGCACUCACUUGCUAUUCUUCCUGCUUCUUUUUCCCCUUGCCUUUUUCUCCUCCAGCGUUUGCAGCAUUUUCACGCUUAUAAUUUCAAUCGAAAUUAUCGAGAUAGAUUAGCGCGGAAGCCCGCUUUGCUAUUCAUAGCUGCAUACCCGCGGAUAUCUGAUUGGCUAUCUGGAGUUGUAGGCCUCAAAAUCAUAACAAGUAUUGAGGCAGUGGUUAACUUUAGAAUCAUGUCUGCUUUUUAUUGACGGAGGGCUUCGGUAACAUGCAUUUAUUGCAUGAAUCAGCCUUUCCGCAGCAUGCUUGAGGGUGGCCGUUUGGAAGGCCUUGUUGAAGGGAAGGGAGGUAGGUGGAUGGAUAUGUGAGGUGAGUGAUUGAGGUAUAAAUAUGAUGGGAUAAACUCUUGUUAUGGUUUUUUUUCACAGCAGGCUUCCUUGUAUGGAUUUCAUUUCUAUCAUUCUAAAUAGUUUGUCUUUUCAACGCAAUCAAGCGAUACGGCAAUCCGUUAUUUACUGUCGGGAAUUUCUUAGACACGAAAGAACUUCCACACACAUGAGCAGUAUGCCCUCCUCUCGUGGAUCAUCCGUCGUUGUGGAUGAUGAAAGCUUUCACGAUAGUCCUAUCACUCCUCAGACUCCGAUUUCCGAAAAUGAGCUCAAGACAACAUCUUCUCUCAAAGGUCUACAAACGGAAGAGCAGCAACGUGUUCUGGACACCGUUGCACAUUUGAGAAAGUGUGGCCUCGAGAAUACUCUGCCCCUUCCACAACUUGUCGUUUGUGGUGACCAAUCCGCUGGUAAAAGUUCGGUUCUCGAGGCGUUGACCGAGAUCCCUUUUCCAAGAAAUGACAAUCUGUGCACUCGUUUUGCAACUGAGAUUAGUCUCCGUAACGCUGACACGAAAACGCUCACUAUCAAAAUUAUCCCGGAUGAUGAGCGGCCAUCUAAAGAGCAGGCCAUGCUUAAAGAGUUUGUGGAGAGCAUCACAAACUUUGAUGACCUUCCUCGAAUUAUGGAUUUAGCCAUGGAAGCAAUGGGAAUAAGUGCUAAUAUUGACCCGAAUGCGCCACCACGAGCAUUCGCUAGAGAUGUCCUGAGCAUUGAAUUUUGUGGCCCAGAUUGUCCCCAGUUGACUUUGGUCGAUCUUCCGGGUUUGAUCGCCUCUGAAACUGUAGAGGCAACAGCUGCCGAUGUUGAAACGGUCGCAGCCAUAACAGAGCAUUACAUAAAGCAGCCUCGAACCAUUUGCCUUGCUGUUGUCUCUGCAAAAAACGACAUCGCCAAUCAGCAAAUCUUGAAGAGAGUCAGGGCCCAUGAUCCUCAUGGAGAUCGCACUCUUGGUAUCAUCACCAAGCCAGAUACUCUUGAUAAAGGCUCUGGAAAUGAGAAAGCUUUCAUUAGCUUGGCGAAGAACGAGAAUGUCAGAUUUAGAUUGGGUUGGCACGUGGUAAAGAACCGAAGAUACGAAGAGAGAGAUUUUUCUCUAAUGGAACGUAACAUGGCGGAAGAUUCUUGGUUUCGCGCGUCCAACUUCAAGACUUUGUCGAGAAAUCACAUCGGCAUUGAACGAUUGCGUGGUCGUUUGGCCGCUCUAUUGUUCCAACACAUUAAGAAAGAACUUCCUCAGCUCCGCCGCGACCUUGAAACCCAACUUGCCACUGCAAGUGAACAACUCGGGUUGCUCGGUGAUGCUAGAUCUACACCUUCUGACUGUCGAGCAUACCUGGUGCAGCUCAGCACCGACGUCCAGAAAAUCUGCGCCGCUGCUGUUGAUGGUCAUUACGAAGGACGAUACUUUCAAUGUGAAGUUAACUCCGAGUUCAAACUCGAUCAAAAAGCAGGCCUUCGUCGUAUGCGAGCCUGUGUUCAAACGAUGAACUCUCAAUUCACAGAAGUAGUGCGUAGAAAAGGUCACAAAUACCAGAUCGAUCAUUCUACAGGCGCAAAAUCGACUAGAGGCACGAUGGAAGGGGAAGAAGCAGUUAAGAAAGGCAAGCCCGAAAGACUUACGAAGAAGGAGGGUCUGGAUUGGGUGAGGCAGGCACUCACUAGAACCCGUGGAAAGGAACUCCCAGGCAAUUACAACCCUUCACUAAUUUCAGAACUAUAUUGGGAGCAAUCCGCGAAAUGGGAAGAGCUCGCCACAGAGCACAUUGAGCAAGUGUCCGAUGUGUGCACCGAGUUCCUUAAGAACUUACUUUUAGAAAUGACCCCAAGAGACGUUGAAUCACGCUUGUGGUCAUCCCGGAUCGAAGACGAGUUAAGAAACCGCAAUGCUGCCGCCACUCGAGAGUUGAAUAAUUUGAUUGUGGACAAUACAAACCAUCCAAUUAACUACAAUCACUAUUAUACGGAUACUAUCAAAAGCCGCCAGCAAGAACGAGCAAAUGCAGAGCUCGAAAAAUGUUGUCAGGAUGCUUCGGCUAGUGUUGAGACAACCGAAGGAGUGCAGCUAGGUCCUGUGAUCGAGAAACUAAGGGAAAGCCUUUUCAAAAGUACCGAAAAAGAUAUGGAAGUUGUUUCAUGCGAAGCGGCUUUGGAUUGUGUCGUGGCAAUCUACAAGGUCCUUCAAAAGGUAUUCAUCGCAAACGUGACGACCCAAGUAGUCGAGCGACACAUUGUUCGCGGCUUAGAACGCAUUUUCGACCCUGUUGCCGUAAACAAAAUGUCUGACAAAGAUGUGGAGGCCAUUGCUAGUGAGCCAGGCCAAGCUAGACAAGAGAGGGCAUAUCUGGAAGACCAGAUCACAAAGCUUGGAGAGGGUAAACGAAUCUUCCGAACGAUCAUGAGCGGUGCUACUACGCUCUAGGAGGUCUAGGGUUAGUUGACCACGUGCGAGGGAGAACUGUGGCAUGCGGCUCGUGUGAAGUUGUCAUUUCUGUUCGGCUGUGGAGUAGGUUUUGAUGGAUCGUGGUUGUGGAUGUGGGUGCUGCGGGUAGAGUGGAAGGAAGAAUAGUGCCGGUGAAUACCGUACCGCGGGAGUAUAUUUCUUUUUUGUUUCGACAAUAAUCGUUGUACUACUACGAAGAUACUUUCGUUAUUAUUAUCGUUAUUGCAACUUAGCUUUUUA
Molecule: messenger RNA, 4126 nt
Organism: Botrytis porri
Lineage: Eukaryota; Fungi; Ascomycota; Leotiomycetes; Helotiales; Sclerotiniaceae
Exons: 3
Coding region: 1466-3865 (799 amino acids)
Cellular component (GO): cytoplasm; microtubule; membrane
Molecular function (GO): GTP binding; microtubule binding; GTPase activity
Source: RefSeq, a predicted model, not a curated record